Molecule: messenger RNA, 2923 nt
Organism: Phoenix dactylifera (date palm)
Lineage: Eukaryota; Viridiplantae; Streptophyta; Magnoliopsida; Arecales; Arecaceae
Product: protein trichome birefringence-like 14
Biological process (GO): plant-type secondary cell wall biogenesis; xyloglucan metabolic process; xylan biosynthetic process
Cellular component (GO): Golgi apparatus
Molecular function (GO): acetyltransferase activity
Source: RefSeq, a predicted model, not a curated record
AUGCAAUAAAGCAUCGUCCGAUCCAGCCUCGUUUCUUCCUCCGUCACUCCGACCCCAAUAACUUCCGGUAUUAUUCCUUCCAACCUCCAUCUCCUUGUUUGUCGGUGCUGUUCCCGCUGACCGCCGUUAAUCGUCCCGACGACGACGCCUCCGUCCGCCGUCCACUGUCCGUCUCCGGCGGGCCUCAGCUGGGGCGGAGGGCGGAACUGGAGGAGAACUCACCUAGUCCCCUGACACCUGGAGAGGGCGGAGGGCCGAGAAGGAGAACUGGAGAAGAGACGCCGUCAAGAACCGAGUUAUCGAGGAACGGAAAGCCGGGAAGGAAGAACUCUUGAGUCAAGAACCGAAGAAGAGCUGAGCUGCUGAAGGAAGAACUCAAGGAUGAAGAAGAAGACGCCGUCCUCUUUGGUUAUUUGGGAUUCUGGUGUCGGUGACUACGGGCUACGGCUAAGAUUUAAGAAGUAAGAAGACGGUGGCGGUGCCUGGCGGAUGGUUGGAUGGAGAAGACGGGCUACGCUGGGGCCUGGGCAGCUGGAGAAGACGGGCUAUGGACGGGGGAUGGCUAAGAUGUCUUGUCCCAUUACUCCCGUAAGUGGUAGGCCGUAACUCGUAAGCCCUAUCCCCGUUGCCCGUUGGCCUGGAUGCCGGUUGCCGGGCCGUUGGUCGCUGCCCGUUGGUCACUAUCCGCUGGUCGCUGGAGGAGGAGCUCUCCCAGAGGCGGAGGCCGGAGGCCUUCCUAUGGUCCAAGGCCCUAGGCGACCACCUCGAUCGCCUAGGGCUCAGGCCAGCACUGCCUGUGCUUAGAAGCCCUUCCAUGUUGCUUCCACCCUUGAGAGAGGAAAUUGGAUCAGUCCAUGCACAAUACUGUUGAGGUACCAAAAAACUCAUAUUAGUAGGCUAGUUUCUAGAUUAUCUUUGAAGGGAUGAAAGGGGGGAAUUUACAUAAACUGAGAGGUAAUAAACUCUCUCUCAGUCUUAUUGCUCUCCUCUGCACGACCCUUGUUGUUUGGGUAUGGGAGAAAACCCCAAACCUCUCUACUUUCCUUCCACCUCCAGAGCAGUUUGAUAUAUUUUCUUCAGCAACAGUGGUUCCUGCACGAACUCCAAUAUCUCUCUCAGAAAAUAAAAUUGAGACGCCAUCUGCAAAGGAAGAUUUGUCAGCCAUACGCAGACCUGUAAAUGCAUUACCUGAUGAAGGAGGGAAAGUUGUUGUUCUUCCACAAACAGGUUCCUCGAUGAGGAGCUCAUCGGAGAAGAAAGAUAAGGGUAAAGAAUCAAAAAACAUGCCUGUCGAAAAAAAAGUAGAGUGUAAUUAUGCAAAGGGAAAGUGGGUGGCAGACAAAAGACGACCAUUAUAUUCUGGUUUUGGUUGCAAGCAGUGGCUUUCACAAAUGUGGGCAUGCCGGUUGAUGCAACGACCUGAUUUUGCCUACGAGAGCUUCCGCUGGCAACCACAAGGUUGUAAUAUGCCAGAGUUCACAGGAUCUGAAUUCUUGAGAAGGAUGCAGCACAAAACAAUUGCUCUGGUUGGGGAUUCAUUGGGAAGGCAGCAGUUCCAAUCCCUGAUGUGUAUGGUCACUGGUGGUAAUUAUAGCCCGGAAGUGUUAGAUGUUGGAGAGGAAUAUGGCCUUGUUAUAGCACCUGGGGCCAUACGACCUAACGGUUGGGCAUAUCGAUUUCCAAGCACCAAUACAACCAUUCUAUUCUACUGGUCCGCUAGUUUAUGCGAGUUGGAACCUUUGAAGGAACAGGAUCCGGCUACUCAUUAUGCCAUGCAUCUUGACCGCCCUGCAAUAUUUUUAAAGCAGUAUCUUCAUAGGUUUGAUGUUCUACUACUUAACACCGGGCACCAUUGGAAUAGAGGCAAGUUUACAGCAAACAGAUGGGAAAUGUAUGUUGGUGGAAAACCCAACACCGAUAGAAAACUUGCACGGAUUUGGAACGCCAGAAAUCUUACUGUCUAUAGUGUUAUCAAGUGGCUUGAUGCGCAGCUUCCACAACAUCGUCAAUUGAAAGCCUUUUUUAGGACAAUAUCUCCAAGGCAUUUUGUCAAUGGAGAUUGGAAUACCGGGGGAAGCUGUGAUAAUACCAUCCCGUUGGCAGGCGGAAGCGAGGUUCUGCAGGAUGGUUCGAGUGAUACCGUUGCUGAGGGUGCAGUAAGGGGAACGAGGGUGAAGCUCUUGGAUAUUACUGCUUUGUCACAGCUGAGAGAUGAGGGACAUAUAUCCAAAUAUAGCAUUAAAGCCUCAACAGGGGUGCAUGAUUGCUUGCAUUGGUGCCUUCCAGGUAUACCUGAUACAUGGAAUGAAAUACUUUAUGCACAGGUGUAGGCUCAUUUUGGUGAUGCAUGCAUAUUGCAGCCACUCUCCUAUGCUGGGUACCCAAAAUAUUUGCUAUGUGGGGGGUACUCCUAAUGAACACACUAUCGAAAAAAGGCACCAAGGAAGAUCUUGUGAGAAGCACUGUAUUGCAACAUUUUUCAAGGCCGAGCACCUAUACUUCUGCGCUAUCUUUUAUCUUACAUUUCAUACUAGAAGAUUCUUGAUUGAAAUCGCCUCCUAAAAUUGUUAGUAUUUUCUGGCUCAACUUUCCUGGAGGAAAUGUUUUUGCCGUCAACGAAAAGCACAAUAUGUUUCUGAGAAUGAUGCAGAAGGCACUCUAGCAGUGGUGUAUAUUUUAGUUGUAUAGUUCAGUUUUUUCAAAUUAUGAGGUCUCGCAAAUUGAAAGCCUAUUUGUGAGCCUGUAUUUUAACUCUAUCAUCAGAGAUUGGGACUAGAUUGCUUGUAUCACUGUCAACAGUUUGGUGCGAGAUCCUUGCAGAUUCUGUAAACAUAUGAAAUUUAUUGGGUUACCAACUUGUCUUAAGAAGCAUCCUUUUUGUUUCUUUUGAUCAGUGCAUGCAAGACAAUGCUAAAUUUAUUCA